CCAUUUCUCUCCGUCCCCGCUGUGGCUCGCGCUUGUUUCUGUUUCGAUUGGUGUUCGUGUGUGGUUGUUUUGGUUUGAGCCGUAUCUAUUCGUUUGUUGCUUUUGUUAAUUCGGGUAGCAAUUUGAGUGGUGGAAAUGGAAGGGCUCACUCUCACCGGAGUGCUGAGGAAUGCCGCCGUAGAGUUCCCCUCCCGGCGCGCCAUCUCCGUCCCCGGCCGACUCGAUCUCUCCCACGAACGCCUCCACCAACUCGUGGAUGACGCCGCCGCCCGCCUUGCCGCCGCCGGCGUCAGCCCCGGCGACGUGAUCGCCCUCGCUUUCCCCAACACCGUCGAGCUUGUGAUCGUGUUUCUGGCGGUGAUUCGCGCCCGGGCCGUGGUGGCGCCGCUCAACUCCGCUUACACCGAGGAUGAGUUCGUGUUCUACCUCUCCGACUUGGAGACAAAGCUGCUGGUGACCAACGCCGAGGGCAACGCGGCCGCGGAGGCCGCCGCUGCCCAGCUUGGAAUCCCCCGCGCCGCUGCAUCACUCCGCGACUCGUCCGGUACGCUCGAACUCUCACUCCCAGAUGGCGCGACGACGGCCGACGUCGCCGUCACCCCGCUCGCUGGGCGCGUUAACGACCCCUCUGACGUCGCGCUGUUCCUGCACACCUCCGGCACGACUAGCCGACCCAAGGGCGUCCCUCUGACCCAGCUCAACCUCGCGGCGUCUGUCACGAAUAUCCGGUCAGCGUACCGGCUCACCGAGUCCGACUCGACCGUGAUCGUUCUCCCCCUGUUCCAUGUUCACGGCCUGGUGGCGGCACUUCUGUCCUCCCUCUCCGCCGGCGCCUCCGUGGCCCUCCCAGCCGCCGGCCGCUUCUCGGCCUCCACCUUCUGGGCCGACAUGCGUGCCUCCGGCGCCACGUGGUACACUGCGGUGCCCACCAUCCACCAAAUCCUCCUUGACCGCCACGCCAGCCGGCCCGAGCCGGUCUACCCGAAGCUCCGCUUCAUCCGGAGCUGCAGUGCCUCGCUGGCGCCGGUGAUCCUGGAGCACCUCGAGGCGGCCUUCGGUGCGCCGGUGUUGGAGGCGUACGCGAUGACAGAGGCGGCCCACCAGAUGGCGUCAAACCCGCUCCCGGAUGACGGGCCCCGGAAGCCGGGCGCCGUGGGGCGUCCGACUGGGCUGGAGAUGGCGAUCCUCGACGAGGAGGGCGCUCGCCGCCCGCCGAACGUGCCCGGGGAGGUGUGCAUACGGGGCCCCAACGUGACCAAGGGUUACAAGAACAACCCAGAGGCUAACAAGGCGGCUUUCGCCUUCGGUUGGUUCCACACCGGCGACGUCGGCUUCCUCGACGCCGACGGCUACCUCCACCUCGUCGGCCGCAUCAAGGAACUCAUCAACCGCGGAGGCGAGAAGAUAUCGCCCAUCGAAGUGGACGCGGUGCUGUUGGACCACCCGGACAUCGCGCAAGGGGUGGCGUUCGGCGUGCCGGACGACAAGUACGGAGAGGAGAUCAAUUGCGCGGUGAUACCGAGGGAAGGGGCGGAGGUGGACGAGGCAGAGGUGGUGAGACAUUGCCGGAAGAACCUGGCAGCGUUCAAGGUGCCGAAGCGGGUGUUCAUCACGGACUCGCUGCCGAAGACCGCCACCGGGAAGAUCCAACGGCGGAUCGUGGCCGAGUUCUUCGUGCCUCCGGCCAAGGCACCAAGGGCCGGCGCUUAAAACCCUCGCCAAUAACAUACGGCUAUCAACAACCAUGAAGCAUAAAAAAUAAUUAAUUAAUUAAUUAACUAUUAUAAUAAAAAAAAGAGGAGAAGAAAACGAAGGAGAUUAAGGAGUCUUCUUUGUAUUUUAUUUUUAAUCAUACUUUUCAAAUAUAGCUUAUUUAUUUAUGAA
Messenger RNA from Musa acuminata AAA Group (dessert banana), 1884 nucleotides. Its product is annotated as oxalate--CoA ligase-like. The transcript has 4 exons. Gene Ontology annotation, biological process: fatty acid metabolic process. Gene Ontology annotation, molecular function: medium-chain fatty acid-CoA ligase activity. Lineage: Eukaryota; Viridiplantae; Streptophyta; Magnoliopsida; Zingiberales; Musaceae. Bases 136 to 1710 code for a protein of 524 amino acids. The record is from RefSeq and is a predicted model, not a curated record.